Dracunculus medinensis (Guinea worm) is the source of this 765-nucleotide messenger RNA. The record is from the annotation of a GenBank genome assembly. NCBI's taxonomy places the organism in Eukaryota, Metazoa, Nematoda, Chromadorea, Rhabditida, Dracunculidae.
AUGGAUAUCCGGCUUUAUUUGAAACCAAACUGUCAACUCGUUCUAUGCAAAUAUCCGCAUGAUAGUCAGACUUGUAAAUUAAAAAUCAGUUCUUUUGGAUUUGGACAAGAUUUAGUUAGAUUACAUUGGUUCGAUGAAAUCGAUGAUGCGAUUAAGAUGAACAAAAAGGUGAAAUUGCCCGAAUUAUAUAUCGUCGGUUAUACAAAACACAUCUGUAAUGGUAUGCGGAAAUCAGGAAAUUUUUCUUGCCUCGAAGCACGUUUUCAUAUGAAACGAACUAUCAGUUAUCAUUUAUCACAUACCUAUAUUCCAACAGCAAUGUGCGUCAUAUUUUCAUGGAUUAGCGUAUGGCUUCCAGAAGAAUUUGUCGAAGGACGCGUUUUUCUAUCAUUAACUGUAUUUCUAACUUUAAGUGCUGAAAGUGGUUCUACAAAAGAAAUUCUUCCUAAAGUUUCAUACAUGAAGGCAAUUGAUAUUUGGUAUGGAUUUACAACAGCAUUUGUUUUUGCAACAAUGCUUCAGUCACUUUUCGUUAUCUCAUUGGAACAUAAUGGAAAAGAAUUGCGAAAAAAAAUAGAAAGCAAUGAAAUGCAUAUACCACAUUAUAAGCUAUUAAUGCUUUAUCAAAAGGCAAAAUUACGUUCCACGCUUGCUCGAAUGUUAGAUAAAUAUUGCAAAGUUCUCUAUCCGGUUAUUUUCAUCAUUUUUGUUAUUAUAUAUAUUUUUGUAAUAACAGAUGGCGAAGAAAAUAAAUGUAUUAGAUAA